Messenger RNA from Cornus florida, 2347 nucleotides. Its product is annotated as VAN3-binding protein-like. The coding region runs from base 764 to 1930 and encodes 388 amino acids. The record is from RefSeq and is a predicted model, not a curated record. NCBI's taxonomy places the organism in Eukaryota, Viridiplantae, Streptophyta, Magnoliopsida, Cornales, Cornaceae. Gene Ontology annotation, biological process: auxin-activated signaling pathway; leaf vascular tissue pattern formation; phloem or xylem histogenesis. The transcript has 7 exons.
UCAUGGCAAACACUUUUCAGCUCUUCCAAACUACCGACCACCGAAAGUUUAGUACAUCUAAUCUUAUCACCAAACCCGCAAAAGAUUACAACUUCAUCAUAGGAUUAGAUUUCACAUAUAAGUAUAUGCAUUUACUUAUUAAAUAUAUAUCUAUAUAUAAUAUGGUUUUUGAAAGGUUAUUCAUGUAUAAUAUGUUAAUCACACAAGAUCGCAACACCACCACACAUGUAUUUGUCUACACAUCUAGACAUGUACAUAUAUAUAAUCAAAUGCUUCCUUCGUCUUUAGAUAAACGCGUUAUAUAAGCAGGGCUGCACGGAGGUUAUGAAACCAUUGUCCCCAUAAUCAGGAUAAUGUUUUAUUACUAAUAUAUAUAUAUAUAUAUAUAUAUAUAUAUAUAUAUAUAUUUUAAUAUUUAUUCAACAAAUGUUGUUGAAUUGUAGUCAUGGAAACUCGUGAAUUCAGCUCCACCUUUGACUCUCUCUCACUAUAUAUAGACAUAUAUACACAUGUAGUUUAUACAUUGAUUGUGUAACAAAUCCUCACCUCAAUUCAUGGGGGUUACAAGCACUAGAUUGUAAUAUGUAUUUGUACUUUCUUUUAUGUCUCUCUGUUGUUGGGACUUUUUUUUUUCUCUCUUUUAUGUAAAUAGUUGGAGAGCUUAGUUGAACCUUUUUCAGAGUAGUUGUUAAGUUAGUUCUUGACAGAGUGGAUCUGAGGUUGCAAGAACCAAGGGACUCAUAAGGAAUUUAGUUGAUAUAUAAUGGAGGGUGGUCAGUAUUUGGGUUUGAAGAGGAACUCUUACAAUUGGUUAGAGAAUGUAGAAGAGAAUGAAGAGAUGAAAGUGACAUUACCUUCAAUCCCUCAGCCACAAACACCAAAAGAGCCCAUGGAGUUCUUGUCAAGGUCUUGGAGUCUCUCCGCUACGGAGAUUUCGAAAGCUCUUGCGCAUAAACAGAAAUCCUUUAAUCUUGAUGACAAUUCUAAUGUGAUACCAUUUCCUGAGAUAAAGGCUGCACCACAAUUUGUUCCAGGCAAGGUCAAAAAUAUGGCAAACACUAGGAGAACAGGGUCAUUUGGAAGGUGGUUCCAUCACAAGGAGCUCAGCAAUAGCGCGGUUAAGAGAAAAGACAAGGCACGUGUAGAUAAUGCAAGGACGCAUGCUGCCCUCGCCAUUGCCAGCCUAGCUGCAGCAUUGGCUGCCGUGGUUGCAGAAGAGAACUCCAAAAGCUCCGGCUCAAAAACAAGUGUUGCAUUGGCAUCGGCUACACAACUUCUUGCCUCGCAUUGCAUAGAGAUAGCUGAAUCAAGCGGAGCUGAUCAUGAUCGUAUGGCUUCUGUUGUCAGAUCGGCUGUUGACAUUAGAAAUCCCAGUGAUCUCGUCACUCUCACAGCUGCAGCUGCAACUGCUUUGCGAGGAGAGGCAGCUCUAAAAGCAAGAUUACCAAAAGAUGUAAAGAAAAAUGCGGCUAUAAGUCCCUAUGAUAAGGGUACGGCUGAAGCCCCCUGGGCUUCUGAAUUCCACAAAGAAAUGGAAGGUCAUGAUACACCCUGUAUAGGUGAAUUACUGCAACAUACACGAAAAGGAGCAUUACAAUGGAAGCAUGUCUCUAUCUACAUCAACAAAAAAUCUCAGGUCAUUGUUAAGCUCAAAAGCAAACAUGGUGGAGGGGCCUUCUCCAAGAAGAACAAAUGUGUAGUUUAUGGAGUCUGUGAUGAGACUGCUAAUUGGCCAUUCAGAUUAGAAAGAGAAAACAUGGAAGCCUGUUUUGGCCUUAAAACCGCUCAGGGUCUUCUGGAGUUUUGGUGCAAUAACAAGAUGCAUAAACAGAAAUGGGUUGAUGGGAUUCAAAAUCUUCUUCGCCAAAUCAGUUGCAGUGAAGACACCGAGCACUCUCUGAAAUUUUUAAACAUUCAUAAGAGCAUAUGACUUAUUGGUGCAUGUGAUAGUUUACUAAUUAGAGGUUGAAUACUUGGAUUAAAUCCAAAGCUUUUAUCAACUCCCAAAAUCUCAAAUGUGUGUUCUAUAAGCAGCACAUUGAGUAUAUAGCUAUUCCUGAUGCAAAAAUGUGGCGGACUAGGGCAGAAUCGUGCAUCGGCUGAAUUGAGUACCUGGGCUGCAGAUCAAUGGAAAGAUAUUCACCUAUGAUAAUUAUUCAAAAGCUUUGUUCAGAUGCUACAAUCUUCAUGGUUUGGAAAGAGAGAAAUAUAGAUUUUUUUUUUUCCUAGGUAAAUUUUGAACGUGGCAAGAGUGAAUAUAUGAUCUAUGUAGCUAAAGAACCCUCUAGCAAAGUAUGCACAUUGUAUGUAACAAAUUUUUGAUAAUGCGAAUUUUUUUUUCCCCCUA